This is a messenger RNA of Mercenaria mercenaria, 2328 nucleotides long. RefSeq lists its product as uncharacterized. NCBI's taxonomy places the organism in Eukaryota, Metazoa, Mollusca, Bivalvia, Venerida, Veneridae. Gene Ontology annotation, molecular function: protein binding. The coding region runs from base 1 to 2328 and encodes 775 amino acids. The transcript is spliced from 2 exons. The record is from RefSeq and is a predicted model, not a curated record.
AUGAGUUUCUUUUGGUCGAAAUUUAAGCAAGCUCAAAGUCCACUGUACUUGAAACUUUUGCUUGACGAAGCAAGGAAAUGGAAAUCGUUCACACCUAUAGCUGAAAUGGAACUGAUGUCAACUGUAAAAGGUGCUAUCACCGGGCUGUUCAAUAAUCUUGAAAAGAAGUUUGGUACUCCAUUGGUCAGUCACGCCCUUGGUUUUGUAACAAUAGGUUUAUCAGGACUUACCGAAUUCGAGAUUAACGAUGCAUUAUCAUGUGAUGACGACGUUUUGAAUGAAGUAUACAGAUUUCAUGACCCACCAGUUCAAGGAAUUGUUCAAAUACCGCCAUUGCUAUGGGCAGGAAUAUGGUAUGAUAUUCGUGGAUAUCUUGUGGAGAGGAUGUCGUAUGGGAAGACGACUUUGAACUGGUAUCAUAGGGAGUUUGUACUCGCCGCUACUGACAUGUAUACAAAGGGAGACAAUGAGGUACUCCUCAAUGAAGUUUUGUUUGAGAUACACCGUCAGGAAAAUGGGAUCAAACGGACCAUAAAACUGCAGAAUCGGAAUCAGCUAGAAAUAAUAGAUGCCGACAGACAAGUAACUCCCCAGCCGUACAAAGAUGACAAUAAACGCAAGCUGGCGUGCUUACCUUAUUAUACACUACGUGCAUAUAAGGCAAUAGGGAUAGAUCGGGCGAAAGCAGAAGUUUACUGCAAUUUCAAGUAUUUAAAUGCAAAGAUAACUGCUUUUUCUAUCUCGGCCGUUGUCAAUGACCUUUCAGAUUUUGUCGAACAGAGCAAUGACAAGGAAGUUAAAUUACUUUUAAACUUCAUAGUGAAUUGCAGACAAGAUCUGACUAAUCAGAUUAGGUUUGCAUUUUGUUCAUUGGCGUACGUCAAUCCGGAAAACAAACAUUACCAACUAAAGGAGUUGCUGAAUGACACAUUUGUGUUUCUUGAGUCCAGAAAGAAGCACAUUCUGAUUCCUGAAUUUCCAUGUCUUGCGCAAAGACGCAACGCGUCAGAUGCCUUUCAAACAUCUAUUCAAGGGAUAUCAGACAUUCUAACGACUUCGAGCAGUAAUGUACUGUUACAGAAACAAAUUGAAACCUUUGAUGAUGAAGUUGAAGAAUGCCAAGUGCAGUCCGACAUUGCCGUUUGGAGAACAGAGACACAAGAAUUAAUAAACGUAGAGAUACAAGACGACACAACUCCAGUUAGUCGAUAUAUACUCGGUGAUGAGUACAUGAAUUACAUUACAAAAGGUGCACUUGUACGAUAUAGGUACAGUGACAGUAAAUCGGAAACGGUCCUGUUUAAGGAUAUUAUUGCUGAAUGGAAAACCAGUAAUUGUGUACAUAGUAUAUUUGCAAAUUCAGAGGCCACUACAGGAGUGCUUGUUCAGGAUUGUUCGAUUACUUUGAUAAACCUUGAAAGGAUGGAACAAAUACAAGAAUUUAAAAUCCCAAAUAAAAAUCUUAACAUAGACAACGUGUUUGUGCUGAGCAGUAGCCAAAAACUGAUUGCAGUUGGCAAAAACUAUAAUCUGUCUGCAAAAAAUCAGCAACCGAACUCAGAGGGCCUAAGUUCUGUCUUAGUAUUCGAACAAGGUAAAGAUCUUCCAAUACAAAUACUAGAGUUUGAGAAACAUUUAGAUUGUAAAACAGCUGUUCUGUCUUGCAGGGAUCAAUGGUUUCUCAUUCCUGCUGAAAGAGAAUCGAUGCCAACAAUAUCCGAAAACCAAACAGGACCUGACAUACCAGGUUCAGGUGUUCAAUUACUGGCUUUUGACAUAGGCGAAAGUUGUUUCACGCGGAAAGAAAUCAAACUGCCAUCAGCAGUAAGCAAGAUAUCUGUACAUCCAGAAAAGAGAAAUGGUGUUGUUUUAAGCAGCAAUGGACAGGCUUACAGUGUGCAGGAAAAUAAGUUUUCAGCAAAAGCAGCUGACCUAGAAAUACAUUUGAAUUUUCCUAUAAAAGUCUUCACUGUUUCUUGGGAAGAUGGCAUAGGUUUAUUUUGUUCAAGUGGAGGAAAACUGGCCGUGUAUGAUUUAAAAUCAGACAACAUCCUUUAUGUCUUUGCUGCGCAUUCUGGCCAGAUAAAAGAUAUUUGUCUUUUGGAUCAGCAGCUUAUAACUCUGGGAGAAGAUAAAGAAAUGAAAUCAUGGGCUGUCAAAACUCUCCUUCAAGACACGAACACAGCUAGUAAUGAUACAGAUCUUACAGAAGUGAAUGAAACAUUGCUAGAGCAAACUAAUGUAGUAGGUAUGUCUCCAUCAUACAACGGAAUGGAGUUCAUUACAUGUCAUGAUGGUGGUAUUUUAAAGUUCAGUUGCGUUUCAUGA